AUGCUCGCCGCGACCUUCUUGACUGUUCUUAGCGCUGCGUCUGCUGUCGUUGCCCUUCCUGGUCACUCCCUCAACUCUCGAGAGUACGACAUUAACGACAUUGAUGCUUCAUGCCAGUCCACCUGUUCAUCCACCGUCACUCUCUACCAGUCGUGUAACGGAGGCACAACCUCUGACUGCCUCAAAUUCUGUGUGCAGGACACCUUUUCCGAUUUCAUCACCUGUGCCCAGUGCAAUUUGGACGCGAAGAACGGCACCGAGAGCGACAUGGAGUCUGUCGAGUCUGCCAUCUCGACCAUCAAGAACUCUUGCUCCUUCUCUGCUGACCCAGUGACUGGGGACGUGGCCCCCGCGUCCACCGGCUCAGCCACCUCUGGCAGCGACUCGACUGCUGCAAGUGCCUCGACUACCGCCGCUGGUUCGGCGAGUGCUGCUGGCAGCAGCGAAGCCAGCGGGGUGGCCAGCUCUAUCAGUAACAGCAGUUCGUCUUCCGCUGGUACCCCUUCUAUACGGCUGUUGGCUGGCAGCGCCGGUGGUAUCGCUGCGCUCGCUGGCUCUUUGAUGUUCUUUCUGUAA
This is a messenger RNA of Cryptococcus wingfieldii CBS 7118, 576 nucleotides long. RefSeq lists its product as hypothetical. The record is from RefSeq and is a predicted model, not a curated record. NCBI's taxonomy places the organism in Eukaryota, Fungi, Basidiomycota, Tremellomycetes, Tremellales, Cryptococcaceae. The transcript has 4 exons. The coding region runs from base 1 to 576 and encodes 191 amino acids.